AUGUCACCACUUCAGGAGGUGACACCGGUACAACGUCAGGCGGUGGGGACGUCCCGCCAUCAGGAGUCCUCGCAUCACCUGAGGGAAACUUCAUUACAAUUCUUAAACACAGACAGCGGAGAUUUCACCCACCAGGCCGCUCUAGACGAGUACGACCGCUACACCCUGCUGUGGAAGUUCGACAGUGAGACCAUCACGUUCGAGGCGCAGGUGCAGACCACGGGGUACAUCGGACUCGGCUUCUCACCCAAUGGGGGCAUGACCGGAUCUGACGUCAUCAUCGGAUGGGUGAAAGACGGCCAGGCAUACCUGACGGACCGUUACGCGGAGGGAUACUUCCAGCCGCGGCUGGACGCCAGCCAGGACGUGGAGCUGCUGUCUGGAUACGAGAACGGCACGCACACCGUCCUCAGGUUCCGCAGGAGGCUCCGGCCGUGCGACACCACAGAGGACAGGGAGAUCACGGAGGACACUCUGAGAAUCAUCUGGUCCUUCAACGAUGUUGACCCCGUUGCUCUGGACGGGCCUGACGGACCGCAGUACCACGGCAGUAACCGCGGGAGUAAGAGCGUCAUACUGCUGCAGAAGUCCCCGCCAAACCUCGAUCUACAGGACGGAAAUGUCAUCACCUUUGACAUGACGAACCAAAAUCUGAGAGUUCCAACCAGGGAGACAACGUACUGGUGUACAUCCUUCCAGCUGCCGGUACUGGACAAAAAGCAUCAUCUAGUCAAGGUUGAACCACUGGUCCAGCCCGGUAACGAGGGCGUGGUGCACCACAUCCUGAUCUACCAGUGCUCCCCGGGCUCCACCCCGCCCACCGGCAGCCAGGAGUGCGCCAGCAUGCCAUGGGGGAACUGCAAAGCCAUCAUGGCGGCCUGGGCUGUUGGAGGAACGGGCUACACAUAUCCUGAACAUGUCGGAUUAUCCAUGGGGACAGCCGAUGAUCCGAGCUACGUCGUCAUGCAGACGCACUACGACAAUCCCCAACGUCUGAACAAUGUUUACGACAAUUCCGGAAUAAGGUUCUACUACACGCCCGAUGUGCGGCAGUACGACGCUGGGAUUUUGGAGGUUGGGAUCCAGGUGAACCAAGACCACGCCAUCCCGCCCCAGGCAGACACAUACGACAGCGCCGCCUACUGUUACAAGGAGUGCCUUGACCCGUACCUACAACAGCUGGGAGAGCCCAUCAACGUGUUCGCCUCCAUGCUGCACGCUCACAAUGUGGGAGUCGGGGUGCGGACCAAGUUGGUGAGGAACGGAGUUGUGGAGAGUUACCUCGGCCGUGACGACAACUACGACUUCGAUCUUCAGGAAACCCGCUUUCUGUACCCGGAGGUCGCCAUCAAGGAGGGAGACGAACUUAUCACAGAAUGCAGCUAUCGCACAACCAACCUGAACACGUUUACUUUCGGAGGACAGGCCUCAUCGGAGGAGAUGUGUCAGAACUACCUGCAGUACUACCCACGGUUCAAACUGGAGCACUGCGACAGCCUGCCCUACAUCCUGCAUGGUGUGGAAUUCUUCGGCAUUACCCAGCUCGAUAACCGAAAUCCCCCUCACGUGGUCAAACCAGACAGCAUGGCCGGUAUGAACAUCGGUGCCGUCCUGAACCAGCACCCUUGGAGCGUGGAGGAAGCAGAGAGGUUCGAGCAGCACGUGCGCAGUGGGCCCAACGUGGUGAGGUGUAAGGGGAGUACUGGAUUCAACAAUCUGGCUGGCAUCAAUGGACAGAUCUGGGACCCUCUCCCCGAGCCGACUGUCGUGGUGUCCAACUCCACCGUGUCAGGAUGCUGAGGACACGGCGUCAGCAAAGUCACGCACAGGCACGCUGAAGCUAUGCACGAAUAAAGUACUUACAAUUUGAGGACAUCCAA
This is a messenger RNA of Branchiostoma floridae (Florida lancelet), 1880 nucleotides long. RefSeq names its product DBH-like monooxygenase protein 1 homolog. Gene Ontology annotation, cellular component: secretory granule membrane. The transcript is spliced from 13 exons. Gene Ontology annotation, biological process: dopamine catabolic process; octopamine biosynthetic process; norepinephrine biosynthetic process. The coding region runs from base 1 to 1800 and encodes 599 amino acids. The record is from RefSeq and is a predicted model, not a curated record. Gene Ontology annotation, molecular function: copper ion binding; dopamine beta-monooxygenase activity. NCBI's taxonomy places the organism in Eukaryota, Metazoa, Chordata, Leptocardii, Amphioxiformes, Branchiostomatidae.